Molecule: messenger RNA, 1620 nt
Organism: Misgurnus anguillicaudatus (oriental weatherfish)
Lineage: Eukaryota; Metazoa; Chordata; Actinopteri; Cypriniformes; Cobitidae
Source: RefSeq, a predicted model, not a curated record
UUGAUGUGUUUGGUCACUUCUAACUUUAUCUCUGAUUGGUAUCAUUGAAUGAAUGGGGCUAAGCUAAAUGUUAUCGAAGUGUCGCAGCGCGCUCCAGCGCUCGCGAGCACGCACAUUGAUGACAGAGGGAUGUAUCAACAAUUCUUAGUUAAGGUGGAGCUAGAGGAUUGUCGCCUGAGGCUUGGAUUAUACUGUAGGCUGGGCCAAUUUGCAUCUAUGGCUGGGAUUGACCAAUCAGAGUUUGGAAUACUUGGGAAUCCUCAGCUUUCCUCAACAGAGAGAAGGCCUAUAGGCCACGAUGACCAGGCAAAUGAGGAGAAUGUAGCAAUGAUGGGUGUCCCUGUAUCAGGUACGUCUGCUAACAAUGUAGACGUUUCCCAGAGCCAACCACUACAGGAAUUGCCUUUAAUUCCAGCCAGCAUGAGCCGCGCCUCUCCCAUACUGCAGGAGCCACUCGCGUUUGAAGCUCCCGAGCAAAGAGCCAGCGCAGUCUCUCGCUCAGGGAGUUCACUCAGCAGUGCCAGCACUCAAUCCAAAGGCUUAAAAUCCUACAGAUCAAAUGGAUCUGAGGGGAAAGUGUUUUCAGCCGUUGGCUCGAGAGCAUCUAGUCUGUCUCAUUUGGGUUCAGGAGUGAUUCAGGAAGCCAAAAGAGUUCUGCUGGACAGCUCGGGUUUUAGCCAGAUAUAAGAUAAAGAAAUCUUUGAUGAUGUGAUUCGACUUCAUGUAUUUAUUGGAAAGUUAAUGGAUUACCUGGCAUCCACAGCUAUCUGUGUGUUUAUUGCUUUGUCCAGCAUUCUUUUAUGGAGCAUCCUUUACCACUGCACGUUUUUGAUGCCAGGUCUUUUGCUACCUUUCAGACAACUCCAGAUUUAAAGGAACAGUAUGUAGGAUUGUGGCCAAAACUGGUAUUGCAAUCACAAAACUUGUGGCUAAAACUGGUACUGCAAUCACACAACUGGUGGCCAAUACACAACAUGACAACAUAAACAUCAGUUGAGGGCUGCAACUCCACUUUUUAAAUGACAAUAUCCUGGCCGGACCACUGUUGUGAGUGAUAUAAGUAUUUGAAAUGAAAAUGAUUUCUUAAUGUCUAGUGACAUAUCAGGGCCAUUUUAUGAUUAAUUGAUAUAAAUUUCUUACAUACUGUUCCUUUAAGAUAUUUCCCACCUCAACCCAGAAAUAAUGUUACUAAACUCUUAAAAAGUUUGGAGGCUUGUUUUGAGGUGGGAAAUAUCUGCAAUCCGAAUUUGUAUGGAACACAUUGCAGUCUCUCUUGAACUCAUAUCUUAGCUGAUCACUUUGAAUCAGAUUUGUGAAAUGUGGAAGACAUCCUAAACGCACAGUGCUAAAAUGAAUUUUAGGAUCACUGCUAUAGACCAUGAAGAUGAAUUUGUUCAAUAAGACUAUACUUUACUUUUACUUGUUUAAUAACUUUAGGUUUUUAUUUUUGUAAUAAUUGAAUUCAUACACUUUUAUGUGAUAUAAAUCAAAUGUGUUGUUUAUGAAUUGUUGUCAAACUGAUGUUGGAUUUUCUAUGGAUGGUUUACAGUACACACUUUGGUUUAUAGCAUUUUUCACUUAAAAAUAAAUAUUUCACAAGUGUCCACAGCUUAGGUGGAU